AUGGCGUCCAUUGCCAUUCCUUUUUCGUCACAAUACUCCAACUACAACCGGUUCGCUGACGACACUCUGGAGCUGAUACCCCUCGGAGCCAUCAGCGCAGUGCGAUACACAGGCAGCGAUACCAUGCAUAUUUUGCACACCCGCCUAUCCUACAGAUCAUGGUCCCAGGAACGUGGCCAUCCCUACCUUGACCCGUACUUCGAGCAACAUUACCACCCUCCAUGUGAAGGUUUCUGUUGCUUUCUAAAUGGUAGCGAUGGGAGGUAUUAUGGAGCGCAGAUCAUUCUGGCCUUGCCAGCCCACGGGCGCUUGCCGUUGCUGCCUUUCGUGUCCAUACUAGACCUCAGGAUCUAUGGCUUUCUCUGCCGCCUCAGGAGCCACCGGCCGCAGCUGUCACACUCUGAUGUGGAGGCUGAGCCGUCGGUAGUGGUAGUGGAAGAGACCGAUGAAGAGACGAGUGAUGAACAAGGAGGCGCAGAGAUGCCAUAUGAAGGGGACCAGAUGCCAUACGAAGGGGACGGUUGGACGAUGGUCAUGAAUACGAUGAUGUUGAAUAUCUUUCGCGGUAGCCGUGGGGCAUGA
Messenger RNA from Diaporthe amygdali, 582 nucleotides. RefSeq lists its product as uncharacterized. NCBI's taxonomy places the organism in Eukaryota, Fungi, Ascomycota, Sordariomycetes, Diaporthales, Diaporthaceae. Bases 1 to 582 code for a protein of 193 amino acids. The transcript has 2 exons. The record is from RefSeq and is a predicted model, not a curated record.